AGUCUUAAGUCAGGAGGGAUCAGGGAUGAACGUAAAAAAUAUUACUGAAAGACGUUUGUGUGAUGUUACAUUAAUCAUUUGCAAUGAGGAACCAAAGUCUGUGUGUCACCUUCAUUCUUUUUUGGAUGAACAUUGUGUUUAUUGGCGCUGUACGAAAAGAUAUUUGUGACAAAUGUGUCCGUAUUUCUGAUUGCCCAGCCUUUGCGAAAAUGAAUUCCCGACAACAACAGGCAUGGCUUCAACAAUUUCCUUGUAAAGGCCCAAGUGAUAGCGAAAGACCCUCGAUUUUUGGAUUCUCACCCGUUGCGAAAGGAGACUAUGUAUGUUGUCCAAAUUCUAAUAUUUGGGGAAUAGAUAAUGGGUACCAAAACCAACAUCAGAAGCCUGUUCCAAUAAGACCUAAUGAAAGGGGACAUCGUAACUAUCAAAGUCCUGAUUUUAAUAAUCCAGGUGCAUUUACUGGACAGCAAAACAGUUUACCAGGAAAUCCUGAUUUUGAAAAUGGUAUGGGAGUUGAUACAAAAAUACCCCAUCCAUUUGGAAAACAUCCAGGAACUUUUGGUGGAGACUUUAAUGGAAACCCACAAAAUGGACAAAAUAAUCAAGGCAUAUUUGACAAUAUGCCAAAUUUAAAUCUUCCGCAAUUCCCUAACAAUGGAAAUAACUUUGGUGGCCAACCGCAAAACGGGCAAUAUCCAAAUAAUAAUCAGUUUCUCAAUAGUAAUUUCCCAAAUAGUCAAUUUCCAAAUGGUCAAUAUCCAAGUUAUCAAUUUCCAAGCAGUCAAUCUCCAAACAGCCAUUUUCCGAAUAAUCAGUUCCCAAAUGAUCAAUUUCCUAGCCUUUCCGGACAAACACAAUAUCCCAAUAGUGGGGAACAGAAUAGCGGGAUUUUCAAUCAAGGUGGAUACCAACAAUGUCCGUCUCAUACAAACAUGAUUCCAGAUCCUUCUGCAGGUUGUUGCGGAAAAGAUGACUCUGAUUCUGUAAGAAUAACAGAUUUACAAAAAGUCCUUAGCAUGUAUGCACCUGAUAACUCCAAUAGAUAUCCAAGGCCUAACUAUUCUCCACGCCAAAAACCGCAAAGAUAUCCAUACUAUCAAAAUAGGCAAAAACGAUCCUUUGAUCAAAAUAACACAUCGGAUGAUAGUCUAGAAGAUAGAAUAGCAGGUGGAAAAGAAACCGAAUUAGAUCAGUUUCCAUGGACUGCUCUAUUGAAGGUAACCUUCGAUUACGGUAACAGAGAAGCUGCUUUUAGUUGCGGUGGUUCUCUGAUAAGCCAACGAUUUAUCCUAACUGCUGGUCACUGCGUUUAUGAAUCUGGAGCAAAAGUCUCAAGCGUUGAAAUUACACUAGCUGAGUAUGACAAAAGAACAUUUCCCAAAGACUGCAUAUCGGAAAUGGGCGGAAGGCGAGAAUGUAUUGAAAAUAUAAGAAUGUAUUCGGAAAAUAUUAUACAUCAUCCUGAAUAUGAUGACGAUCAGCUACAUAAUGAUAUUGCACUUAUAAAAAUUCGUGGAUAUGCUCCCUAUACGCGUUUUAUAAGGCCUAUCUGUCUUCCGCCGUUAAAUAUCGAUGACCCUGAUUUAUCAAACCUUCCCCUCUCUGUGGCGGGAUGGGGUCGCAACGGUGCUUAUGAAACUAAUAUCAAACAAUCGACUGUAGUUCAUUUGGUGCCCCAUGACAAAUGUUUGAAGUCAUAUCCUCAAUUGACGGCUUCUCACCUAUGUGCAGCCGGUCGCACCGGUGAAGAUACUUGUAAAGGCGACUCAGGAGGUCCUUUGAUGAUGUUAUAUCGAGGAAAUUAUUAUAUUAUUGGUGUUGUUAGUGGCAAAAGAGCUGACAGUCCAUGUGGAACGUCAGUACCUUCACUUUACACAAAUGUCUAUCAAUAUGUACCUUGGAUAACAAGUAAUUUAAGAAAUUGAACUUAAAAUUUAUUAUUAUAGAUUUUUAUCACUGUUGUAAGAUAAUUUCGUUUUAUUAUAAAACUGUAUUUAAAAUGUAACUGACAAUUUAUAAGGAAAUUAAACAUAAGA
This is a messenger RNA of Danaus plexippus (monarch butterfly), 2036 nucleotides long. RefSeq lists its product as uncharacterized. Gene Ontology annotation, molecular function: serine-type endopeptidase activity. Gene Ontology annotation, biological process: proteolysis. NCBI's taxonomy places the organism in Eukaryota, Metazoa, Arthropoda, Insecta, Lepidoptera, Nymphalidae. The transcript is spliced from 7 exons. Bases 84 to 1925 code for a protein of 613 amino acids. The record is from RefSeq and is a predicted model, not a curated record.